CCCGGAUGUGAUGUAUUAGCGGGCACGGAUGGAUUUGACCAGUCCUACAGAUUGGAAGUUUACUGAGCUUCAGGAGCUCGACAGCAGUCUGCGUUGCAGCAUUUGUAAGGAGUACUUCCAGACGGCAAUGAUGCUAUCAUGUUCUCACAACUUUUGUUCUCUCUGCAUCAGAGGUCACCUGCAAUACACGAGCAACAGGCCAUCACGUUGCCCUCUUUGUUUGAAACCUUCUGUUGAUGCUGAGCUGGUUAGCAAUCGUUUGGUUGAUCAACUUGUGGCGAAAUUUGCAGCAAUUAGGUCAUAUCUAUUGAAGCUAGAAGACAGCUUACCCAACUCUAAAAUGGGAAACAUAGUAGUGGUAGACCAUAUGACUGGCCAUUCCAGCAAAGAAAUGUCCAUUAGACUAUCAACCAAGCAGACGGCUGUCUCCAAUGAAAUCGAUCUUCAAGAGCAGCUAGAAAUCAAUUUGGCUAACGAAGACAAUGUUGAACUACUGAGUACUUCUGUUAGACAACCAGUGGACUCUAUGAGCAAUGGGCCUCUGGCAACUGGCAAAGAUAGUGUGGAUACAUUGAUGCGAGAGAAAACACCCGAGCCGAAACAAAACAAGAUGGACGAGAACAUCAGUUCUACAGUCACAGAUGGACAAGUUGGCUGUCCUGUUUGCCAAGACUUAAUACCUCAACGUCAUAUCAAUGCUCACCUUGACAGAUGUCUACACGAGCAGAGAAGACAAAAGCAGCCUGCACACGUUCCAAGUAGCUGCUCUAAUGCAAAGAGUGGGGUGAAACGACUGCCAAAGUUGGUCUAUACAAUGUCACUUUUACCUGACAAAGAAUUGAAUCGGAAGUUAGUCGAGUUGGGACUGCCAAUUAAUGGAAGCCGACAGGUUAGAGUGAAGAGACAUCAAGAUUUCACGGUGUGGUACAAUGCUGAAUGUGACAAAGAGAAUCCAAGAACAAUAAAAGAAGUAGCCAAACAAUUUCUCAGGGUUGAAACAGAUAAGACAAAAGCUUCCGAAAAGUCAGGAGGACUGAUGGCGGUUUCAGCAAAUAUUUCUCCAAUACAGCAAGAUGGAGAAACGGAAAGACAACAGUUGAGAACCAGCUACACAAGAAAACACAACAAAUCAUUUGUAAAACUGAUUGAUGAAGUUCGGAAUCGUAAAGCCAAGGUAUCAGCUAAGAACACUUCAGCAGAUUCCAAUUACAAUGAUGAGAAAAGCUCAGUUACCACUACACCGAUAAACAGUAGUUUUCCUCGUGAAGACAUCGAUAGAGACAGUAAUGAGUCUGAAGAUGAUGGAGUACUCCCAAGGGUAACUAAAUCUUGCAAUAGACAGAGAAUCAACAGUAGUGGCUCGUCUUCUCAUUCUUCUGCUGAGCCAGGUCAAUCUCAUGAGGAAAUGAUACAUAAAGGAUUGGACAGUAACAUACUGGGGAGUGAUGAUGAAAUGACAACAUCACAAUCAAUCCUCGUGGUAACAGGAGAUACCGAAAAUGAAAAAUUGGAGUAUUGGACAACUGGCAUUGACGACCAACGGCAGACAUUAACAGGUGGACAGAAACUCUUACAGGAUGGUCCUCCAGACAAUUUGACACAGCUAUUAAAUGACGACACCACAAGCGUACCUGAAAGCCCAAUCUCUUUCUCUCCUCAACUCACACAAAGUCCACUACGCAAGAAAGAGGAAAAAGAUGUUGAAUUCCAACCAAGUGCUGAUCUAUUGAGCAAUGAUGAUGAUUUGGAAGAGCCACCGCCAAAGAGGUCUCUAAGGAUAAGGCGAAAUCCUCGACGAGCCACAAGAUACAGUAAAGCACAAACCAAUGAUUCAAAUAAACACAAUGUAGUAUAAACG
Corticium candelabrum is the source of this 1858-nucleotide messenger RNA. RefSeq names its product E3 ubiquitin-protein ligase RAD18-like. Gene Ontology annotation, biological process: protein monoubiquitination; DNA damage tolerance. The transcript has 14 exons. The coding region runs from base 29 to 1855 and encodes 608 amino acids. NCBI's taxonomy places the organism in Eukaryota, Metazoa, Porifera, Homoscleromorpha, Homosclerophorida, Plakinidae. Gene Ontology annotation, molecular function: ubiquitin protein ligase activity; single-stranded DNA binding; metal ion binding. The record is from RefSeq and is a predicted model, not a curated record. Gene Ontology annotation, cellular component: nucleus; Rad6-Rad18 complex.